Molecule: messenger RNA, 1749 nt
Organism: Plasmodium gonderi
Lineage: Eukaryota; Apicomplexa; Aconoidasida; Haemosporida; Plasmodiidae
Product: GTP-binding protein
Exons: 2
Coding region: 1-1749 (582 amino acids)
Cellular component (GO): mitochondrion
Molecular function (GO): GTPase activity; GTP binding
Source: RefSeq, a predicted model, not a curated record
AUGGGGGUAACACUGUUUUCUGGAAAAGGAAAACAAUUCUAUAGCAUAAGAAUUGUUGACAAAGCGACGAAUAAAAAUAUAAAAACAUAUGAACAUUCCUCAUUUGGGGUAAAAAAUAAAAAAUCCAGAGUAGAGAGAAUACACAAGGAAAAGGGAAAUUAUAAACAGAAUGAGAAAGAUAAAAUGGAGGAAAAUAUGCAAUGUCCGGCAGACGAGCAAGAGAACCGUGUAUUGAGUAUCAAAAGUGAUAUGUGCAAAGUAGGCAAAAGAAUGUCAUCUAUUUUUUACGAAAGUGAAAGAAUUAUCAAAUGUGAAAGUGGAUCAGGAGGAGAUGGUGCUGUAAGCUUUAAAAAAUUCAAAAGAAAAGUAUUGGGACCUUUGGGAAUACCAAAUGGAGGGAAAGGAGGGAAUGGUGGUAAUAUAUAUUUAUGUUAUUCUGAUAUAAAUGGGGGAAAAAAUGAAAUGAAAUGGAAAAACAGAGGAGAACAUAAAUACAUGUAUAUUAAAAACUUGGCUGAAUUACCCUGUACAAUAUCGUCAACUGUUGGUGGAAAGGGAAGGGCCAAUCAAUUGAGAGGUAAAAAUGGAAUGAGCAUUUUUAUUUAUUUGAAUAAAAUGUGUCAUGUCUAUAGACUUUUCCCACGUGCAGGAGAAAAGAUGCACGGCAGGGGAGAACACAUACAAAGCGAAGGACAGCAAACGGGAAGUGGAAAAAAAGAGAUAAGACAAAGUGAUGAAUUUUUUUGCAAUCUGAGAGAGAGUACAAAUUGCAAGAAAGGGGAACCCUUCGAUGAGAGGAAAAAUAAAUUCCAUAUGAAAGAGACCAACAAAUGGACAACGUCGCACGUGACGGAGGAUCACACCAAUUUGGUAUAUUAUAAGUCUCAUUACGAAAAUAAAGUGUAUAAUGUAAUAAAAAAAGAAGAUCCAGUUUAUAUAAAAAAAAAUAUGCAUAUAUUAAAAGAACUGAUUAAAAUAGACGAGCAAGUGGGGAGAGAAAUACACAUUGGGUUUUUAAACAAAAUUAAUAACUGUAUUUUAAUUUGCAAAGGUGGAGAGGGUGGUAAGGGAAAUAAUAUGCAAAAUACUUAUUCUUUCGAAAAGGGAAAGAAAGGGGAAGUUUCGUUCAUAAAAAUUGUUUACAAAUGUAUUAGUGACACUUGUUUUUUAGGCUAUCAAGGGUCAGGCAAAUCAACUUUGUUGUCAUUGAUAACACAUAAAAUACACACAGUAAAUAACUCAUACGUGUUAAAAAAAAUUAUCUUUACAGACAAUUUUCAGGUAUCAGUUGCGGACUUUUUUAGUGAAAAUGAUAUGGGAAUUGACACGGAUCUUGCCCAUGCAAAUGAACACCCUCUGGACAAAUUCAGUCAAAAUAAAAACUCACAUCAAAGCUCCCCCUUCCGCGUGAACUCAAACUUCAUUCAUUAUUUGGAACUCACCCACCUACUUGUUAUCGUUCUCGAUAUGAUGGGAGAUCCGACAUUUCAGUUUUGCAGUAUCAGGGAAGAACUACGACAAAAGGAUGAAAACAUAUACCACAAGCCAUACAUCGUGGUUAUAAACAAAUGUGACGUAAAUUUCGAGGAAAAUAUGAAAAGAGCUGAAGAAGCAUACAGGGCCAUAAAAACCUACGGGGGAAACGAAGUGCCAAUCUUCUUUAUCAGUGCAAAGUACGCAAUGGGAAUUGAUAAAUUCGUUUCUUGCUUGAAAAGUUUUGUGCAAAAAUUAAAGUAUGAAAAGUGUUAA